GGAUGCUGCGGCCGCCGCGGGGCGAGGCGGCGGCGGCUGGGCAGGGCGGGGAGGAUGCGGCGGCGGUGGUGGAGGCAGCAGCCGGCGGAGGAGCGGGCAGCGAUGCGGUGCUGCGCGGCGGGGCCCUGGCCGCACGGCGGGGGAGCCCUCACCACCCUCCUGCUGACAGCUUUUUUGUUAAGCUCUGCUGAUGGCAAUAAUGGAACAGUUAACUGGACGACUAAGCAAGCCCACAGUUAUAUUAUCAGCAGAAUAAAGGCUGUUGAGAAGAAUGUGUACACGAUUCUGUCUAAGGUGCACUCUGAUCGGAAUGUAUACCCUUCUGCUGGAGUUCUUUUUGUUCAUGUUUUGGAGAGAGAGUACUUUAAGGGGGAAUUUCCUCCUUAUCCAAAGCCUGGUGAAAUAAGUAAUGAUCCUAUCACAUUUAAUACCAACUUAAUGGGUUACCCUGACAGACCUGGAUGGCUACGCUAUAUACAAAGGACACCAUACAGUGAUGGAGUGCUAUAUGGCUCACCAACUGUAGAAAACGUGGGCAAACCAACCAUCAUUGAGAUCACUGCAUAUAACAGACGUACCUUUGAGACAGCAAGACAUAAUUUGAUCAUUAAUAUAAUGUCAGCAGAAGAUUUUCCUUUACCAUAUCAAGCGGAGUUCUUCAUAAGGAAUAUGAAUGUAGAAGAAAUGUUAGCAAGUGAAGUUCUUGGUGACUUUCUCGGAGCAGUGAAAAAUGUGUGGCAGCCAGAACGCUUGAAUGCUAUAAACAUUACUUCAGCCCUCGACAGGGGAGGGAGAGUUCCACUUCCUAUUAAUGACAUGAAAGAGGGUGUGUAUGUUAUGGUUGGGGCAGAUGUUCCCUUCUCUUCGUGCUUACGAGAAGUGGAAAACCCACAAAAUCAGCUGAGAUGCAGUCAAGAAAUGGAACCUGUAAUAACCUGCGAUAAAAAAUUUCGUACUCAAUUCCAUAUUGACUGGUGUAAAAUCUCUCUGGUUGACAAUACAAAACAAGUUUCCACCUUUCAGGAAGUGAUUCGUGGAGAGGGGAUAUUACCUGAUGGUGGAGAGUACAAGCCACCUUCUGAUACGCUGAAAAGCAGAGACUAUUACUCGGAUUUCCUAAUUACACUGGCCGUGCCCUCGGCAAUAGCACUGGUGCUUUUUCUAAUACUUGCCUAUAUCAUGUGCUGCCGACGGGAAGGAGUGGAAAAGAGAAACAUGCAAACACCAGACAUCCAGUUGGUUCACCACAGUGCUAUACAGAAAUCAACCAAAGAGCUCCGUGACAUGUCUAAAAAUAGAGAAAUCGCAUGGCCUCUUUCAACGCUUCCAGUGUUUCACCCGGUUACUGGUGAGAUUGUACCGGCCCUUCACCCAGACAGCUACGAUAAUACCAGUAUGCCGCUGAUGCAAACACAGCAGAACCUGCCACAUCAGACUCGGAUUCCACAGCAGCAGAGUGCAGGAGAAUUUCGUAUGACAACAUUUCAAAGAUUUGAGGUAAAUGGUAUUCCUGAGGAAAGAAAACUAACAGAAGCAAUGAAUUUGUAAUCGGAGAAGGCAGAAAAUUGUCUCGUUUCCUUCUUUGUUCUGAUUGAUGCAUGAGUUUUUCUGGUGUAUAUUGUGCAUGCCCAUAGUAGUAAGAUGAUCUCAGUGCCAGAGCCUACGAUCACUCCCAUAUAACUAACGUACUGUAUCCUUUUGUACUUCGGACAUUUUUGACAAUUUGUAAACACUGAUAACUUUUUAUAUUUGUUACAUUCAGAAAAUAAUCUUUCAAAUAUAUGUAUUAAUAAAUAUCAACCUUUAUUCUGUCUUGUGAUCUCUCCUGAAAGUUGUCACAGGGAAGUCAAAACUACAAAAUGAGCACCAGGUUGAGGGGAUUUCAGACUGUGCUCAGCGGGAUGACGGAAUUGCCUUACGUUUGCACACGACAAGCAGUACUCUAUAAGCAUGACAACUUGUGCAAUACGAUGAGGCUCAGAAAUAGUAUUCUGGAUUUAGUAGGCAUUAAUUUUGUAGAGAUUAUUAAAAUGUCAUGAGCAAAGUUAUUUUUGGGAAAAAAAAACACAACAAAACCACCGAACAAAAGCCUAAAACUAUUCCUGUUGAAAAUUGGAUUUCUGUUUCUUUAUUUGACAGCUUGUGAGCAAUAAAACAUUUAAAAUCUGUC
Molecule: messenger RNA, 2170 nt
Organism: Chroicocephalus ridibundus (black-headed gull)
Lineage: Eukaryota; Metazoa; Chordata; Aves; Charadriiformes; Laridae
Gene: SGCE
Product: sarcoglycan epsilon
Exons: 13
Coding region: 55-1548 (497 amino acids)
Cellular component (GO): membrane; sarcoglycan complex
Source: RefSeq, a predicted model, not a curated record